GUGUUUACUUAGAUAAGAUUUUGUUUUAUUGAAUGUAUAUACUCCAAUCUUUCUUCUCGACCAACUCGAAAGAGAAUCCAUUAUUUGUAACAAUCUCAUGCAAUAUGAAAGUGUUUGGAUUCGUAUGGAAAUAUCUACCAACAGAGCUUACUAUUUUGUAUUUUAAACAAAAAGACGAAGGAAAAGAAAUGUGUUCAAACUCUAUGGGUGUGGUGAAGGAUAAAAGAUUGUAGAAAUGGCAUAUGCUUUGAGAACCAUGAGAUCUCAAAAGGGAAAUAUAACAAAGGAUACUGCCGCAUAUUCCUUCCCCACCCCGAUCCCAAUGCCUGCAGCAACUCCACCACUUGAUUUUAGAGUUCUUUUUUCUUUUCUUUUUUGUUUCAUGAGAUGGGUAUCUGUUGUAUUUCAACAUCAACAGAACAUUUGACUUGGUAUUGAUUCUGUAUAAUCCGUUAAUGUGCAAAUUCGUAGCUUAAACAGUGUGUUUGCAACAACUCGUAGAAGGCUCUCCAAAGUUCUGAACAUCACAACGAUUCAAAUUCCAGAGAAUUCUCUGCUCCAUUUCGUCCUUUUUCUACUUGAAAUGCUCAUUGAACUCAGAAAUCAGAACCCCUUCUUAUGGAAACUGUCAGUGUAGGACUUAUAUCGAUUCCCUUCAUCUUCAACGGCUCCCCUCAACGAACUAGGCCUUGCUCUACCAACUUCUUGUCUUCUGGGUUUCUUCAAUCCAAAAAGCUUCGAAGAUUUCCCCACAAUUUUUCUUGUAUUAAUCGUCCAACUACUAGAAACCAGAAAUACGAAGGGGGUGAUCGCAGUUUUAGUUCGAAUCUUUUCUGGGUCUUGGUUCCGGUUUUGCAAAGUAUCAAAGGAGUUAUCUUGUCCAAAACCCACAAAGCUCAGAGUGUUUCAGAGGGAUUUGUGAAUGGGGGAUUGAAUGGAAAUUACUUACAAAGCGGGAGUGUCGGGACUGCUUUGUUGAGUAUAACUGCGACCGCGAAGCAUCGGAUUAGUCCGUUCGUUGCUACAUUGGCAACGAAUCCGACGUUUGUUUCGGGAUUGUUUGCGUGGUUCUUUGCACAAUCGACGAAGGUUUUGUUGAACUUUUUCGUAGAAAGGAAAUGGGAUUUGAAAAUAAUGUUUGCUUGUGGUGGGAUGCCUUCGUCUCACUCUGCAUUGUGCACAGCUUUGACGACUUCAGUGGCUCUUUGUCAUGGCGUAGCGGACUCUCUUUUUCCUGUCUGCUUGGGCUUUAGUCUUAUUGUCAUGUAUGAUGCAAUUGGUGUUCGUCGACAUGCCGGCAUGCAAGCUGAGGUUCUUAAUCUUAUCGUUGAGGACUUGUUUGAAGGACAUCCCAUAAGCAAAAGAAAGCUGAAAGAGCUGCUUGGCCACACGCCAUCGCAGGUCCUUGCUGGUGCUCUUCUAGGCAUUGCAGUUGCUUGGUUCUUUUGCCAGGGUUCCAUGAUACCAUGUUGAAUUAACUUCCAAAAAAUACUUCUAUUAUUUUACCGGUUACAAUAUUAUUCUUGACAACUUUUUAAAACUACCAUUGGAGUUGGAAUCUUUUGGAAUAUUAGAUGGAAGAUGCUUGUUAGUUUGAGUUUCGUCCAACAAAUUUAACGUUCUUCUAUUUUAAUGGUAGUUUUGAAACGGUCUUGUAAUGUUUAAGAUAAUAAUUAAAUUAAGAGAAUAACAAUAACUCAUUAUUCUCAUGA
Molecule: messenger RNA, 1712 nt
Organism: Cucumis sativus (cucumber)
Lineage: Eukaryota; Viridiplantae; Streptophyta; Magnoliopsida; Cucurbitales; Cucurbitaceae
Exons: 2
Coding region: 619-1473 (284 amino acids)
Source: RefSeq, a predicted model, not a curated record